Polyodon spathula (Mississippi paddlefish) is the source of this 2107-nucleotide messenger RNA. RefSeq names its product endonuclease/exonuclease/phosphatase family domain-containing protein 1-like. Gene Ontology annotation, cellular component: plasma membrane. The transcript has 8 exons. The record is from RefSeq and is a predicted model, not a curated record. Gene Ontology annotation, molecular function: DNA binding. Lineage: Eukaryota; Metazoa; Chordata; Actinopteri; Acipenseriformes; Polyodontidae. Gene Ontology annotation, biological process: DNA repair. The coding region runs from base 140 to 1693 and encodes 517 amino acids.
CACAGUGUCCAUGCGCUUUCACAUAUGUGAUUCAUUUUCAUGACUGGCUUUAAAAAAAAAUGUUUUCCUUUACAACAUGCUAAAAAUAUUUUUAAAUUUAUUUUAAAGAACUUCAGAAGCUUAUAUAAACAGGGCACCAAUGGGACAAUCCCUGAGCUGCUACAAUCCUGGAGGCAAGACGUCUCGGCGGCCACUGAAGAACAAGCGCCAGCUGAGUGCAGCAUGUAACUUUGCGGACCUUCUCGGGCCGGGUCGUGUGGACCUGAAUCGGGCCUCAGAGGAAGAGCUGAUGACCCUGCACGGGGUGGGUCGCACCCUGGCCCGGGACAUUGUGGCUUACCGGACCCGAAUCGGGGGCUUCCGCAAGGUGGAGGACCUGGCACUGGUCACUGGAGUGGGCGCCACCAGGAUGGCACAAAUGAAAUCCGAAGUGUUUGUUGGGGAGCCAGGGUCGGCCCCUAACCUGUUCAGCCUGGACCUCCUCUCCUCCACUAGAGUAGACAUCAACAGGGCAUCGCUGGGACAAAUCCAGGGGCUGGCUGGGGUAACUGAAGAGGUUGCCCAGGGGAUCUUGUUCCACCGGACCAUGCACGGGCCUUUCAGGAGGGCUGAGGAUCUUGGCAAUGUCAAGGGUGUCGACCCUGCCUUACUCCCCCGCCUCCUACUCCAAAUCACUGUGGGGUGCCCCCGGCUUGCCUCAACUUACCCAGACUUGCGGAGUGAGGGUCUGGGCCAGCCCAAUGCAGCCGCCUCUUUCCACAGCCUCCGGGAGGUGGAUAUGGGGAUCCCCCUGGGCUGGGUAGUCCCUGUGCGGCCGCUCUCCCAGCCCUUCUCUGGGGUGCACAAUGGCAGGCCUGUGUUGCGGGUGGCCAGCUGGAACCUGAGAGAGUUCAGCACAGAGAAAGCUCAGAACCCUGGGGUGCGCGAGGUGAUAUGCAGGACACUGCUGGAGAAUGGGAUCCAGCUGCUGGCCGUACAAGAGGUUUUACAAGAAGAAGCUCUUGAGAAGGUUUGUCUGGAGCUGGAGAAUCCCAGCACUGUGGGUGUACGUGAGUGGCCAGGGGACAGGGGGACCUGGCGUUAUGUUCUGAUGGAUGCUCCCCAGGGACAAGAGACUCAGGAAGUAGAAAGAGUGGCCUUCCUGUGGGACUGCAGUUCUGGGUUAGAGUUGCUCCAAGCCGUCGCCAUGGAGACCCAAAGAGAAGGAAUGAGUGGGCCGCACAGCCAGCCCCUGCUGGGGAGCUUCAAGAUGGGAACUCUAGAAUUCAGCCUCAUCAACCUGCAUCUGAGGCCUGACUCCCCGGCCAUGACUGGACAGCCUACACAAGCCUCCCUGGACCUGCUGAAACUGGAACCUCUGAAGCCCUUCCUUCAAGAUUUGUUUAAGAAGGCGCUGCUGACUUUGGGUCACUUGGGUCUGAGCCCGGAUGCCAGUGAGUUUGCUGUGCUGAGGGAGCAACAGCUGGAGCCCCUGGUCCCUGCUGACUGUUCAACUGAGCUGACGAGAUGUGGCGAGGAGGGGGAAGGUUCACUGCAAAACAUUUGGGCCAGUCACACAGCACGGGACUCUUACACAGGUCGGUGGGGAGUGAUCCGAUUGGGUCUGAGCAGUCCCUGGAUCCCUGACGGAUGGUCCUGGGGAGGCAUAGUGUCCACUCACUGCCCAGUGUGGGUGGAGCUUUACAUGAAGUAGCCAAUCGGCAUCGCUGACCACUCCAGUGUCACAGUGACUUGCCAAGUAUGGGCGGAAAGCAGAAAGCUCAUCAAAUGGCAAAAACUUCAAUGGCCUUUUCUGUGGGAAUUCUUCUAUAAUCUGGUCUAUAGCGGGUGGUUUUCUUUUUUUAAGUUCUAUUUAAGAAUUACUGUUAAUUCUUAGCAACCUACCUGACCAGAUCCAAACAGAUUAAGGGAAGCAGAAAUGAAUAACAGAAUUGUCUGUGAGAGGCGUAUGAUAUGGUAACAAUAUUAGACAGCAUGUAGUGAGAUCUGCCCACUGUUGACCUUUUUCAAGCAUUGGUUUGGAUAGCAGUACAAUAAAUGUUUUGUAGUACACCAGCUGUUGUUGGAAACAAGCAUGUCCACCCUCGGGGCGAACUGUGUACAGAGU